AUGGACAUCUACUAUAUCGCCUUUGGCGUCUCGCCUCUGGCCCUUCUAUGCAUUGUCACGGCCCUUGCUGACAACUCCAUCUCCGAGGCUCUGUAUCGCCCCCGCGCCCCAAAGUCCAAGUCCGGCUCGGGCAUCCUUGCAAGCCUGUGGCAGCCUCAGUGGCAGGUGCUCAAGAACUCGCUCCCCCGUCCGUCGUACUUUGGCAAUCCCUGGUCGCUCGGCGAGGUGCUUGUGGUUCUGCUGUUGGUCGCCUGCAACCUGGCCUGGAUCUUCGUCCCCAUCAUCAUCGAACUCAUGGACCCAGAGUCAGGGUCAUCGACACCUCUCACGCCCUUGGCCAUCGCUUACAACUGGACCAAGGACAUUUCGCUCUGGGCCGCUUGGGCUGGCCUCUGGGAUGCCGGUCUCUGCAUCCUGUUUGCCAUCCGCGAGAACUUUGUCUCCAAGAAGCUGCUCGGCACCGAGGCUGGCCAGUACCAUCGGACCAUCCGCUUCCACAUUGGCCUCGGCUAUACCAGCUUUCUGCUGAUGACGCUGCACUCGCUGUUCUUCCUGAUCAGCGCCAUCGUCCAGGGCAAGUUUGUCAAGACCAUGCUGCCGUGGUCGUCCAACUACGGCUACUGGAAUUUCGCCGGCCUGGUGUCGUGGGUGGCUCUGGUCGGAAUGGUCGCCACAUCGGUGUACAAGGUCCGUCGCAGCAACUACCGCGUUUUCUACUGGACCCACCAGCUCUAUGUGGUUUUCUUCUUCUUUGCCUUCAUCCACAAGGGCCUCGUCACCACCUAUCCCAUCAUGUUCCCGAUCCUGUACUUUAUCUACGACCGCUUGCGUCCCCGGCUCUUCUUCAAGCGACGCACCAUGGCCCUUGUACAGCGAACUUCGUCGAGCACCAUCAUCAAGCUCGAUAUUCCCAUCGAAGACUCGUGGCGCGGCGCAUCUACGUACGCUCCUGGAGACUGGGUCAACAUCUGCAUCCCCGAGCUCUCGCGCGUCGCCUGGCACGCCUUCAGUGUCGCCUCCUAUUGCCACGACACCCCGGAUCGUCUGACCCUGUACAUCAAAGCCGGUGGCAAGUGGACCAACGCCCUCGGCAAGAUGGUGCAGGAAAACGAGCACAUUACUCUCCCCAUCAAGGUCGACGGCCCCUUUGGCCCUCGCUGCACCUCGUAUCUGCUCCACGAGCGUGUGUUCAUGCUGACGGGCGGCAGCGGCCUGGCUGCUCUCCUGCCGUUCCUCUACCACUACAUGACCGCGGGGCCUGCCUCGGGAAAGGUUCGGCUGAUCUGGACCGUCAAGAAUGAGGCCGAUGUCCUUGCGUUCUCGGGCUUCCUCGUCGACAUGGUUGACGAUGCCUCUCCCCUGGGCAAUCGCGUGCGCCUCGAUCUGCACAUCACCGGCGACAUGAGUCCUGAAUACGCUACCAUCGCCAGAUCGACGACAAAGUACGAGAACGACCUGGCCACCCUCGUCCGCGGCACCCGCGCCACUCUGAACCGCAACACCCUCAAGAUUCCCAGAAAGAAUCUUGCCAAAAAGACCCGCAUGGCUGAUCUGGCACUGGUGCUGAUCAUCUUUAUCUUUGGCAUUGCCGGCUGGUACCUCGGCGUGUUCGUCAACCCCACUGGUCCUGAGCUUGCCCUGUGCUCCUCCAACAACGCCUACAAGCUCGUUGGACUUGAUCACUUUAUCUGCUGGUACUCUCUUCCAGCCGCCAGCCCUGUGCUCUCGGCCUUGUUUGCCGCCGUUGGCGGGUACAUUGCGGCCACGGCCCUCGGCUACUCGCGAAAGAUGAGCAACCGCGUGAGCCGGUUCCUGCUUAACCACGCCAUGGUCCAGAAGCCCAGCGGCGCCUCGGCCACGCUUGCGUCGCUGCAGGCUCGGCGAGAUCUCCUCUAUGCGAUCCUCGCCAAGAUGAACGUCAUUCGCGUGCGCCCCGACAUUGGCCGCUCUCUGCACGAGAUGAACGGCUAUGCACGCGAUCGCAAGCUGCAUGUCGCCGUCAUGGCGGCCGGCCCCGAGCGGUUCAUGCGAACUGUGCAGCACAAGGUCGUCGAUUGCGAUCAUCUCGACUGGUAUCGAGAGUCGUGGAAGGUGUAA
This is a messenger RNA of Polychytrium aggregatum, 2097 nucleotides long. RefSeq lists its product as uncharacterized. The transcript has 2 exons. The record is from RefSeq and is a predicted model, not a curated record. NCBI's taxonomy places the organism in Eukaryota, Fungi, Chytridiomycota, Chytridiomycetes, Polychytriales. Gene Ontology annotation, cellular component: plasma membrane. Bases 1 to 2097 code for a protein of 698 amino acids. Gene Ontology annotation, molecular function: oxidoreductase activity.